UUCUUCUAUUGAAUUUAAUUUUUUAAGGUCACAAUUGGUGAGAAAUGGCAAAAUUAGGCACACAGAGUGGGGAAAAACUGGGAAAGAUGAAUAAGAAUAGUCAUUUGGGUUUCCGAAUAUAACGUCAGAAAAAAAAAUUUCACAGGUCUGGAUAUCAACUAGAGGAAUAUUAAAACCUCAAGUGUGUACCUGGAGGGUUCAUGGUUCCAAUUUUGGGCUAUGUGAAAUUGAUCCAAAAUAUUGAGCCAAAAACCUCGCCUGUUGGUAUAUAAAUGUAAUAGAAGACAAAAAUUUCCUGUACUCAAAGACUCUAGGUUUACCUCCACUGACGUUUGUCAAUUGUAAUUUAAGUGCUUUGGCAGCUGGCAUAGGAAUCUAAAGAAACAUUUUUAGUUCAGGUAUGGGGAAGUUGGGCUAUUUAAUGCAAUUUGCAUUCUUAAGCCUUGUAAAAUUUAUCCGCAUAUCUCUCAUAUAUUCCAUGCAUGUCACACAGAUUUAAAUGAUGCUUCUUUUUCAUGUUUCAGGAGCUUGGAGACAGAACCCGGACUUUUAUGGGCAAGUGAGAUGCUGUGAACUGUUUACCCACUAAGAACAUAGAAAUGAUAUCGGGGGAUCAUGAUCAGUUUGAGAGACAUGGGCAGGAUGAAAUGAAAAUCAACAAUGCUAAAAGUUGGGAGCCAAUCAGAUAGAAGUCUGAAAUAUUAUAUGACACUCAAUCAGAAAGUUCAAUGUGAUUUGAGACUGUUUAAGCAAUGGGAUUAUAUAACAAACUAGAGCAAAAUAGGAUGCCCUAACCUGGAAUAUUGGAUCUCAGGACUGAAAAACAAAAGCAACUGGAGGGAGUCCAGAAAAGAUCAUCUACAGUGAUGGUUUUAAAGCAAAAUAUGAACUUUAUAGUGUAGCCAAACCACAGAGUCAGACCCAAAGGGCAUGAUAAAAAUCUACAAAUAGCUUUGGGGUCUAAACACCAAGGAUAAAGAGGAAUUUUGGCUGGAGAUAUGAAAAGCUUCAAGGGAUAAAGUUAAGGAAAAGGAAAUUUAGGUUAAGCAUCAGAAUAUAUCCUUUGAUAGUAAGAUGUGUGUGUUUGUAGAACAGUCUCUCAAGGGAAUAGAAAGAAUACUGAUGAGUUUUCUAGGAUCUCUGAUAAGAGGAUAGCUUGAUGUCAGUCCAAGGAUUCUGGAACUUCCAUUGGAAUAUUCUUGUGCCAUGACCAGAUGGAAUAGAUAGCAUAAGAUGUUUUUUAAAUCCUAGAUUUCUACAAUAAUUAUCAUUGGGAAUGAAUAGUGAACAGAAUGUUCUGCUCUUUAAUGAAAGGUAUCCCAAGUCUUUGAUUAACUUUGAGGAAAAAAUUAACAAAUAUAGGCACUAUUUUCAGUAUCAAAUGCCCUAAUAGAGAAGCAAAGCAAAGUCUUAGAAACCUGCUUUUGAAAGCAUAUACAUUAAAACUAUUUAUUUCUUGACUACCAAUUAUAUUGCUUCUGAAGCUAGCUGAUGAAUUGUAAGAAGGAUUCUGGGAAGCAAUGUAACAAAACCAGCCAUUUUUUGAAAUUGGUAACCAAAACCCAUAGAUCUUCCUUAACUGAAUUUGGCAUAACCUGACAGUUGAUCAGAAAGGCCAAUGUGAGUUGAGUCUAUAUAAACAAAGAGAAUAUAUAACAAACAAGAGUUAAAUAGGAUGCCUUAAAUAGGAAUGAAUGAAUCCACCAUAAGCCACUAUGACUGCAAGGUAAACCUAAUAGCAGUCAGGUUGAAAAUCAAAAAAGUUUAAAAAAAAUCCAAAAAAAUUCUUACAAAGUCUUUCUAGAAGAACAUCAACAUCCCCUGCCCCAUGUAUUAAAAGCACACAUACUUACACUGAGUUUUUAAAAGGAGCCCCAGUCUAAUGUGAUUAAUAUUUAAAACAAUUUAUUCACUGUUCCCAACAAUGACACAAGUUUCCAGUUUCCUGGAGGGUCAGGAACACUUGGAAACUAGAUGAUGAAUUAACUGGCAUGUGUCUGCUCCAAGCCCUAGGAGUGCUAAUAGAAGAAUCCCUCUGCUGGUUGGCUCUCCAACACCCAUGACCAAGAAUGUAUGCCCUUGUGCCUGGGGGCAUUCAUACUAGCCUAUACAGUCAUGGUAGGGGUGCAUUUGCUACCCCAUGGUUAUCAUAUGGGGUUAGAGAAAUAUAUAAAUCAUCAAAUACAAUCAUCAAGUUGCUCACCCCCCUUGAGUUAUAAGUGAUUCUGUGAAGUGACUCUGUUAACCAUCUACCCCGAAUGCCAAACUCCACUGAGGCAUAACCAUGCAAUGAGGCAUAACCAUGCAUUGGUAUCCCAGUGGUAGAGACAUUAAGUGUUUCCAUUACCAGUGAUAAAUUACACAGUUUUGUUACUAAAGAAAGGGCAGACAAGACCCACACACUUUUACUUCUAAUGUGACUUGUAUGAGGAGGGAAGAAAGCCAAUGCCAGCAAGCCCCCAAAUGUAACUUGGCCUGGGUGUAGUUAGGCAGGGGAGCAAGAGCUCUUUUUAAACACUGUGCCUGUCAGCAGCACACCUGAUUGACAGCCGCUGAAAAUAAGAAGCUCAGGGUGAGAAGAGCUGGACAGCGAUGGGGGAUGGGAAACUAGAAUCGAACUCUGUCUUCAGACAGCAGAUAGCUCAUUAAAGCUACCGGAAAAAAAAUCUCUAAGGGUGCAGUCUGUCCGGCUGCGUUUACAAAAAACGAGUACAGCCAAGACCUGGGAGCCCGACGCCCUUUGUGGAGACAACGAAUUCUCCUAAUUAGAUUUCAUGACGUACCUCCUCCAAAAUAGCUGAACACCUAGGAACACCAAACAGGCUUUUCUAAGAGUCAAAGUAAAUUAACUUUUCCCCUGAAUAUGUCAUAGGGAAUAAAGGAAGUCUUCCAGAAUCAAACUUGGACAAUUCUGGUAGAUAUGCAAGAGGAAUGUUCGUGUCCAACAUCUGUAUUUAUAAUUUCAUUGUAUUUUUUCUCCAAAAUAAAAGAAAUGGUAAAGUCACCUUUACAUUUGUAUAAAAUUAUCUUCAUCCCUAAGUGAUAAAAGAGGACACAAACACAAAGUAGACAUUUCCAACAUGCUGUCUGCUCCCUGCUGAGAUGGUUGUAAGUUGCAUUGCAAAGCUUAACUGUUACAUCAAAAAGCCCUCCAAGAGAGCGAGGCUUUGCGCUUUAUAGAUUCCAGGGGUCCGACAGCGGGAGAAGCUGCUUUCAGACUCAUCUUGCCGGGAAGAUUGAUUUCCCCAGCGUUCUCCAGCUUCCCAGGACUGUGGCCACCGCGCUGAGACCGGAGGCGUCCCAGAGCGGGACGCGGAGACAGAUCGCUUUGUGAGCGCCAAUCUCUGCAGCCUCUGGGCUGAAGCUGCGCCCGGCGCCUGCCCCCUACCCGGCCUCACUCAGCCCUCCUCCUAGAGCACGUUUCCGCACGUGCUCAGGACCCCUUCCACGGCAAAGGCUCCUCCCCCUCCACUUUCUUAGUAGGUCUCCAUCUCCAGCUCAUUCAUCGGCAGCCACUGCUUUUAGACAGUCUCCUAUCUAUCCUUCCUUUUUAAAAACAAAAACAGCCGGGACGGGGCGGGGUGGGGAGGGCGCGGGGAGAAAAAGCAGGAGAUUUAACUCCAACUUCAGAGCAAUCGUCCCCGGCUGCCCAUCUGACACCAGUGGGUGGGGUGCAAUCUGACACUUCCCUUCCUUUCCAGAAACGUGAGUGGAGCUGGCGCGACCCUUGAUCUGGGGGUGGGGAGACCGGGGAGAAGGUCCGCACUUCCGUCCUCACGACUUUCUCCCCAGGAGACCCGGUAUCAGUGGCGAGCUGCCUUCUCUCCUCGCCGCUUGCAGGUUUGGCGCCUGGAAAACUCUUCACGUUCUGCUUUCUCCUGCUCCUGGCUCCGCCCCAGCUCCAGCCCCGGCAUUCCUCCAGCUCUACAUGUCCUGGCCGCCCCCUUCCCGCUGCCUCUAGAGCGAGCGUACGGGGUCAUCUCCGCGUCUGCCCUGGGCCCAAGGCUGGGCUGCGAAUAGCGUGUUCCUCUCCGGCGGAACACACACACCCGGCCUUGGGGCUGUCUCCUGAGCUCCCUCCUCCACGGAGAGCGCUGAGCGCCGCCGGGAAUUCCAUCCCACCGUGGGCACGCAGUCUUUGGAGGUCCCGGGCGCAGCACGCUCGGUGUCCCCACACUGCAGCAAGACAGAGACCCCGCGGGAACCUUGAGCUUGGAACCACCCUUGAGCCUCUCCAGUCGGAAGAGUGGGCGCAGCAGCCCAGCGGAGGCCAGGCGCGCAACCUCGGGCGCCGGGGCAAGGAGAGAGUGCAGGGAGGCGCAGCUCAGGCGCCCGGCUCAGGAGCGGGAGGAAGUUCUCGCGGCGCCGGGAGCGCGGUGGACGCGCCCUGGGCGCACGCCCAGGCAGCCUCCUCCCUAGCCCUCAGGACCGUCCUCGGGCCGCAAGGAGGAGCUUGCUGGAGUCUUAGAGGCCGUCCAGAGCCAGCGAGCAGGAGCGCUGCGUCUCCCGCCUCAGCUAGGAAGGGGGAGUGGCGCUCGCAGGCUGGAGCUGGGAACCCAGCGAGCGCCUGACCUUCCUCCUCCUCUUCCUGACCCUCUUCGCGUCUUGGGCUCCGGAGGAAGGUUCUAGCGGCUGCAGGAGGUCCCCAGACCCAUUUUCCUAGAAGGCUGGUGAUGGAUCUGCUGCUCCUGCCGCCGCCGGGGCACUUGGAGCGCACCGGCGGCGCGUGAGCUGGGCUUUGCUCUCCACCGCCCUGGGCAAACCCCGGGCCAGCCCCGCCUGGCACCUUUGCCUGAGUCCCUUUCCGUUCCCGACCCAAAGCCACCAGCGUCCAGGGAGGGAGGAGGAGGUGGUCCUCAGGUGCAGCCCCGCCGAGAUGUCCGCGCAGAGCCUGCUCCACAGCGUCUUCUCCUGUUCCUCGCCCGCUUCAAGUAGCGCGGCCUCGGCCAAGGGCUUCUCCAAGAGGAAGCUGCGCCAGACCCGCAGCCUGGACCCGGCCCUGAUCGGCGGCUGCGGGGGUGGCGAGGCGGGCGCGGAGGGCAGUGCGCGGGGACCCACGGCGGGCCGCCUCUACACCCCAUCACUCCCAGCCGAGAGUCUCGGCCCUCGCUUGGCGUCCUCUCCCCGGGGUCCGCCCCCCAGGGCCACCAGGCUACCGCCUCCUGGACCUCUUUGCUCGUCCUUCUCCACACCCAGCACCCCGCAGGAGAAGUCACCAUCCGGCAGCUUUCACUUUGACUAUGAGGUUCCCCUGGGUCGCGGCGGCCUCAAGAAGAGCAUGGCCUGGGACCUGCCUUCUGUCCUGGCCGGGCCAGCCAGUAGCCGAAGCGCUUCCAGCAUCCUCUGUUCAUCCGGGGGAGGCCCCAAUGGCAUCUUCGCUUCUCCUAGGAGGUGGCUCCAGCAGAGGAAGUUCCAGUCCCCACCCGACAGUCGCGGGCACCCCUACGUCGUGUGGAAAUCCGAGGGUGAUUUCACCUGGAACAGCAUGUCAGGCCGCAGUGUACGGCUGAGGUCAGUCCCCAUCCAGAGUCUCUCAGAGCUGGAGAGGGCCCGGCUGCAGGAAGUGGCUUUUUAUCAGUUGCAACAGGACUGUGACCUGAGCUGUCAGAUCACCAUUCCCAAAGAUGGACAAAAGAGAAAGAAAUCUUUAAGAAAGAAACUGGAUUCACUAGGAAAGGAGAAAAACAAAGACAAAGAAUUCAUCCCACAGGCAUUUGGAAUGCCCUUAUCCCAAGUCAUUGCGAAUGACAGGGCCUAUAAGCUCAAGCAGGACUUGCAGAGGGACGAGCAGAAAGAUGCAUCUGACUUUGUGGCUUCCCUCCUCCCAUUUGGAAAUAAAAGACAAAACAAAGAACUCUCAAGCAGUAACUCAUCUCUCAGCUCAACCUCAGAAACACCGAAUGAGUCAACGUCCCCAAACACCCCGGAACCGGCUCCUCGGGCUAGGAGGAGGGGUGCCAUGUCAGUGGAUUCUAUCACCGAUCUUGAUGACAAUCAGUCUCGACUACUAGAAGCUUUACAACUUUCCUUGCCUGCUGAGGCUCAGAGUAAAAAGGAAAAAGCCAGAGAUAAGAAACUCAGUCUGAAUCCUAUUUACAGACAGGUCCCUAGGCUGGUGGACAGCUGCUGUCAGCACCUAGAAAAACAUGGCCUCCAGACAGUGGGGAUAUUCCGAGUUGGAAGCUCAAAAAAGAGAGUGAGACAAUUACGUGAGGAAUUUGACCGUGGGAUUGAUGUCUCUCUGGAGGAGGAGCACAGUGUUCAUGAUGUGGCAGCCUUGCUGAAAGAGUUCCUGAGGGACAUGCCAGACCCCCUUCUCACCAGGGAGCUGUACACAGCUUUCAUCAACACUCUCUUGUUGGAGCCGGAGGAACAGCUGGGCACCUUGCAGCUCCUCAUAUACCUUCUACCUCCCUGCAACUGCGACACCCUCCACCGCCUGCUACAGUUCCUCUCCAUCGUGGCCAGGCAUGCCGAUGACAACAUCAGCAAAGAUGGGCAAGAGGUCACUGGGAAUAAAAUGACAUCUCUAAACUUAGCCACCAUAUUUGGACCCAACCUGCUGCACAAGCAGAAGUCAUCAGACAAAGAAUUCUCAGUCCAGAGUUCAGCCCGGGCUGAGGAGAGCACAGCCAUCAUCGCUGUUGUGCAAAAGAUGAUUGAAAAUUACGAAGCCCUGUUCAUGGUUCCCCCAGAUCUCCAGAACGAAGUGCUGAUCAGCCUGUUAGAGACCGAUCCUGAUGUCGUGGACUAUUUACUCAGAAGAAAGGCUUCCCAAUCAUCAAGCCCUGACAUACUGCAGUCGGAAGUUUCCUUUUCCGUGGGAGGGAGGCAUUCAUCUACAGACUCCAACAAGGCCUCCAGCGGAGACAUCUCCCCUUAUGACAACAACUCCCCAGUGCUGUCUGAGCGCUCCCUGCUGGCUAUGCAAGAGGACGCGGCCCCGGGGGGCUCGGAGAAGCUUUACAAAGUGCCAGGGCAGUUUAUGCUGGUGGGCCACUUGUCAUCGUCAAAGUCAAGGGAAAGUUCUCCUGGACCAAGGCUUGGGAAAGAUCUGUCAGAGGAGCCUUUCAAUAUCUGGGGAACUUGGCAUUCAACAUUAAAAAGCGGAUCCAAAGACCCAGGAAUGACAGGUUCCUCUGGAGACAUUUUUGAAAGCAGCUCCCUAAGAGCGGGGCCCUGCUCCCUUUCUCAAGGGAACCUGUCCCCAAAUUGGCCUCGGUGGCAGGGGAGCCCCGCAGAGCUGGACAGCGACACGCAGGGGGCUCGGAGGACUCAGGCCGCAGCCCCCGCGACGGACGGCAGGGCCCACCCUGCGGUGUCGCGCGCCUGCAGCACGCCCCACGUCCAGGUGGCAGGGAAAGCCGAGCGGCCCACGGCCAGGUCGGAGCAGUACUUGACCCUGAGCGGCGCCCACGACCUCAGCGAGAGUGAGCUGGAUGUGGCCGGGCUGCAGAGCCGGGCCACACCUCAGUGCCAAAGACCCCAUGGGAGUGGGAGGGAUGACAAGCGGCCCCCGCCUCCAUACCCGGGCCCAGGGAAGCCCGCGGCAGCGGCGUCCCGGAUCCAGGGGCCCCCGGAAAGCGUGGGGACAGCCACGGACCAGGGAGGCCAAGCAGCCGAGCGAGAGCAGCAGGUCACGCAGAAAAAACUGAGCAGCGCCAACUCCCUGCCAGCGGCCGAGCAGGACAGUCCGCGCCUGGGGGACGCUGGCUGGCUCGACUGGCAGAGAGAGCGCUGGCAGAUCUGGGAGCUCCUGUCGACCGACAACCCCGAUGCCCUGCCCGAGACACUGGUCUGAGCCCGCACCCAGCCGAGCCCCCCCUGCCCCGAGCCCCCCGCCCUCCAGCCCAGGGGGGAACGUGGGUGGUGGCCACUGGCACACUUAGUGUUCUUCUUUCACACUUCUCAAAAGUGACACAUGAGAAAUCCAGUUCACCUACAGAGGUAGAGCACUCACGCCCCCGCCAUUGAGAAUAAGGUUCCAUUGCGUAGCCAGCCUUAGGAAAAACAAACAGAACCCAAACCAGAUGGCAAUGUCCAAUCUAAAAACGUCCCUCUUGGCUCUAUAAUAUAAGAUACAACUCUUGCUUGGUAUAGCCUAACCGUAUUUAUGUGUCUUCGGUUUUGACUAUUGUGUAUUCUGUAACAGAUUAUGUAUAAUCAUAUAUGAUAUAUUCACAAAGAGAAAACAAAAGGAACUUUUUUAAAAAAAUCACUUCACUUAUAUUAAGCAAUGAGAUAUACUAAACAAUGAGAUUCUAUAGAAUGUUCUAGAAUGUGCACAAGCGGGUUUCUGUGCUUUUGCCAUAGCUUUAUAACUGGGGAUAACCCUUCCUUCGAUACCAAACACUAACAAGAGGAAGCAGAAUAUGAGAAGCCAUAUUUUUACAUAGGAGUCAGAUACAAAAAGAAAAAUCACUGAAUGCUUUUAGAUAUUGAAUACGUUUUCAGGAAAAUGCUAAAUCUGAUAGAUUACGAAAUAUAUUUUUAGAACUUGUUUAGAAAGGAUUCAGUUAACCAAACAAGAAAAAGGCAGUGCCUCACGAAGAAAUUAAGAAGUUGUCCGUCCCACGUUACAUCAAAUUCAGUUUUAUAUAGGCCAUAUAUAAUAUAUAUUUAUAAUGUAUAAUUUUUAUGUAUUUUUCAAAACUACAAACUGGAAUCCAACUAUAAAGUGUUUAAGAAUCUACAUAGAAUAUUCAAAUUAUAGAACGUUUUUUCCCUUUGCCCCAUAAUCAGCAUUUGCCAAAUUACAUGCAAUUCCUUAAAAACUAAAUCACAUUUGGUAAAAGGCCUACAGCUUUGUACUUACAUUGUGCCAAAGGCUGAGGAAAUGUUUUCUUUCGUAAUUUUAUGUGUAUUGUAAAAUGUUCUACCGUAAUUUAGUAGUUUGAAGUUUUUCAAGUGCAUAACUAUUUUUGACCAGCAGACGGCGAUACGCUUCAGUAUUUUAUGCAAUUUUUUUUUCACUUCUGAAGGGAAAGUGUAUUAUAAAAAAAGACUUUUUUUUUUUUUUUAUAAAACAUGCUACUUUUAAUUUUCAUGUUGGUGAUGAAAUUUCCAGUGGUGUUUCUUAAGGUUCUAUCUUGUGCCAUGAUGAAUAAAAAGUUAAGCAAA
Molecule: messenger RNA, 9120 nt
Organism: Gorilla gorilla gorilla (western lowland gorilla)
Lineage: Eukaryota; Metazoa; Chordata; Mammalia; Primates; Hominidae
Gene: ARHGAP6
Product: Rho GTPase activating protein 6
Exons: 13
Coding region: 4877-7801 (974 amino acids)
Biological process (GO): signal transduction
Molecular function (GO): phospholipase binding; phospholipase activator activity
Source: RefSeq, a predicted model, not a curated record